CGCCACCGUAAUAAUGUCGCUCAGAGCGAUCUGGCAGCAAUUCUUCCCAUCCAGAUCACCCGUCUUUACUGAAGCAGACCCUCCCGGAAGCCAAGUGGGCAAAGUAUUUAUCGUCACGGGUGCAAACUCAGGAAUCGGAAAAGAGCUCACUAAAUUCCUGUAUCCCACCGGCGCAACCAUCUAUCUUGCCAGUAGGUCCGAGGAGAGAAUCAGCGAGGCUAUUGCCGAGAUCGAGUCAGCAGCGUCCGCCCUAGGUACCAAGGGGAUUCUAAAAUCGCUCCAUGGGCUCGAUUUGAGCGAUCUUCAGACCGUGAAGCUAGCCUAUAAGAAGUUCGCAGCCCAGGAGAAGGAGCUACACAUCCUAUGGAACAAUGCGGCCAUGGGCUGUGUACCGGGGUCACCGACCCCACAGGGCCUUGAAGCGCAUAUGGGGGCGAAUGCAGUUGGUCCCUUCCUUUUUACUAGCUUGCUCGUGCCUUUUCUUCGAGCUGGGGCAAAGAACUCCGGCCGGCCGUCGCGCAUCGUCUGGACAGGAUCAGUCCAGAUCGAAAUGAGCGCACCGAUAGGCGGGGUUGGCUUUCCACGUCUUAAUGGCGGAAAGACCAUCACGCAGUAUGUCGACUACGCAGCGUCGAAAUGCGGCGAUCUCUUCCUCGCACAUGAAGGCGCCGUAAGAUGGGGAGACCAGGAAAUCAUCACCGUUUGCCAGAAUCCUGGGAAAUUGUACACCGGCAUUUAUGCUGGCGAAAAUUGGCUGUUUGUACUUUUCUUAAGAUGUUUCGUGCUCUAUCAAGCCAAAUAUGGUGCGUAUACAAUUAAUAAUGGCUGCUAUAUUUGGCCAUUCGGCGUCAUAAAGCCCAAUUCGCGGGAGGAUGUUUAUAAAGAAAUUUAUGAGGGAAAGGCGAAGCAGUUCUGGGAGUGGUGCGAAGAGAAAGUAAACCCAUUCAUGUAA
This is a messenger RNA of Lindgomyces ingoldianus, 952 nucleotides long. Its product is annotated as NAD(P)-binding protein. Lineage: Eukaryota; Fungi; Ascomycota; Dothideomycetes; Pleosporales; Lindgomycetaceae. Bases 14 to 952 code for a protein of 312 amino acids. The record is from RefSeq and is a predicted model, not a curated record. The transcript has 2 exons.